AUGUCGCAGCACGACAUAUUGAUUAGUUCACAUCAGGACGAUUCGGAUAUCACUAUUAUACAUCCAUCGAUUGUAGAUGACGAUCCGAAUAUUUAUGUGAAUAAUACACAAACAGCAAGUUUCCAUUCGAUGACUACUCCUCCUGGUAAUCGUUGUGGAAAUGAUUUCGUCUUUGUUGAUCAUAAUCCCCAGGAAAAUGCGAAGAAAAUCGAACAAGUUUUAGAUUACUAUCUUCGCGAUCUUAGACAAGAAAGUAAAAGCCAAUUGGAAUGUAGUCAACAGUUGGUCACACGUCUGAUGGAUCUUAUUCGGCCAGCGUAUCCAAAUGAUCAACACAAAAUGAUCGAAUUAGACGCAAUUAUGAGAGAUAUUGCGAAUUUUCACGAUAAACGACAUGUUGAAAACGAGGGCAAAAUACAAGAGUUACAAGCCGAAAUUCGUCGACUAGAGAAAACGUUGAUCUUAUCGAAAGAUGAACUGUUAAUGCAUCAAAACAGUUCCCUAAGUUUGUCAACAAUGACUAGCAUACGGGAACAACGACCUUCAAUACAUGAUUAUGAACAAUGGACGGAGAUCGAAGAUGACGCGAAAAAAUUGCAAGAACUUGUUCAGACACAAAAGAAUCAAAUUAAUGAAAUUGUUAGUUUAAUAUCUCAAUCGGCGACAAUGUCUAACAGUCUUGACCUGCCAACUGCAACUGAAAACAAUUCUGAAGACUCCAGUGCUGACAAUCCCACGACACCAGUUGCUGGAAAAAUUUCAUUUAGUUCUCUCCUGAAGAAAAUCAAGUGCAUUGCAGGCCAUCAAACACAACCAGAACUCACACCUGCUGAACCAUUACAAGAGACAAUGUUGGAAAAUCAUUCACCCGGUGUUUCACCUACCCAAUCGCUGGCAACAUUGACUCUAACAUCGCUUCAGACAAAUGAGCAACCUGGUGUGUCCAAUCUUCAUGUUGAAGAACCUAUUCCCGAACUACCUGCACAAACAAUCGAACCUCCAUCACCAACAGUUGAAACAAAAGAACUCAAAAAAUGUCCUAUUUGCAGUGUUGUCUUCGAAGCAACGAUCACUGAUGUAGAAAUGUAUGACCACAUUGACAAAUGUCUAUUUCCUUCCAUGGCAAAAGUUGAACCAACUUUAUACGAAUGCCCUGAAUGCAGUCGAAAAUGGCCGAGUGACGACGAACAAGCUUAUCACCAGCAUCUCUCAGAUUGUUUUAACAGAGACAUUUAA
Messenger RNA from Adineta ricciae, 1236 nucleotides. The record is from the annotation of a GenBank genome assembly. NCBI's taxonomy places the organism in Eukaryota, Metazoa, Rotifera, Eurotatoria, Adinetida, Adinetidae.